AUUUCAUAAUUCUGCAAGAGAUAAGAUUCGGUACGGGAACUUCCUGGGUCAUUUACAGAUAAGCCUUUAACAUAUUGUCGUGCUCCCAGACAGCCAUGUUGUAUACGAUUUUUCUUCUGAUUAUUCCAGUAUCUGUUUUCGCCGGAGACUGUGUAGGUAAAGGCGAUGGAGUGUUUGAGAUAGGGUGUAGGUCAUAUCUGACAUGUACAGGUGGUGUUGCCAAGGUAACCAAUUGUCCAAAUCCACCGAACCCUAAUACAGUUUACAAUAACCGAACAAAAUCUUGUGAUACGCCAGCACAUGUAGGACCACCAUGUGGAAAGUUAGAAGACUGUACAAACAAACCAGAUGCCAGAUAUCCUGACUUAUUUAAUACUUGUCAUACCUACUACACAUGUCAGUUUGGAACAUACUUUGGUCACAAUUCCUGUACUCCAGGAUUAGUAUUUGAUUUUAAGCUUCAGACUUGUAAUUGGCCUCAAAAUGUACUUCCUCCAUGUGGGCAUUACAUUCCAACGACUGUCUCAGGAUGAAAUUUCGGCAAACAAGAAGAAAGAACGAAAGGAAGCAGUAAAAAUAAACAUUACAAUUCUUGAAUAAAUACAUUCAGUGAC
Molecule: messenger RNA, 614 nt
Organism: Mytilus trossulus (common blue mussel)
Lineage: Eukaryota; Metazoa; Mollusca; Bivalvia; Mytilida; Mytilidae
Product: chondroitin proteoglycan 1-like
Exons: 4
Coding region: 96-533 (145 amino acids)
Cellular component (GO): extracellular region
Molecular function (GO): chitin binding
Source: RefSeq, a predicted model, not a curated record